UGGUACAACCCUGCCCUCACCAGUGAUAUCAAAUAAGAACUGGCUUCGGAUACAUUUCACCUCAGAUAGCAACCAUCGAAGAAAAGGGUUCAGUGCUCAAUACCAAGUGAAGAAAGCAAUAGAGUUGAAGUCCAGAGGGGUGAAGAUGAUGCCCAGUAAAGACUCCAGUCACAAAAAUGCUGUCUUGGGUCAAAGCGCUCUUGCUGGGGAUGUUUGUCCAGAUCCUGGAGUUCCAGAAAAUGGCAAGAGGAUGGGCUCAACUUUCCAAAUUGGAUCCAGCGUCCAGUUCAGUUGUGAUGACAGCUAUGUACUACAAGGAUCUAAAAGUAUCACCUGCCAACGAGUCACUGACACACUGGCUGCCUGGAGUGACCACAGACCCAUCUGCAGAACUCGUACCUGUGGCAGCAAUCUAAGGGGGCCCAAAGGGGUCAUAACUUCUCCUAACUACCCUGUUCAGUAUGAGAACAAUGCACACUGUGUGUGGGUCAUCACUGCAAUGGACUCUGAGAAGGUGAUAAAGCUGUCAUUUGAAGAGUUUGACCUGGAAAGAGGAUAUGACACACUAACUGUAGGAGAUGGAGGGAAGAUAGGAGACACUCGGCGGGUACUCUAUGUACUUACUGGUUCCAGUGUCCCUGACCUCAUCGUUAGCCUGUCCAAUCAAAUGUGGCUCCACCUACAGUCAGAUGAUACAAUUGGCUCUGCGGGGUUCAAGGCAGUCUAUGAAGAGAUCGAACGGGGAGGCUGUGGAGAUCCUGGGGUGCCAGCAUUUGGUCGCCGUAGUGGUAAUCGCUUUCAGCAUGGUGACGUGUUGACCUUCUUUUGCCAGUCGGCAUUUGAACUAGUGGGAGAGAGGACCAUCACAUGCCAGCACAAUAACCAGUGGUCUGGCAAUAAGCCCAGUUGUAUUUUCUCCUGUUUCUUCAACUUUACGGCUCCAUCAGGGACUAUAUUGUCCCCAAACUACCCAGAGGAGUAUGGGAACAACCUGAACUGUGUGUGGUUGAUUAUCUCUGAACCGGGCAGCCGCAUUCAUCUUCUCUUCUCUGACUUUGACCUGGAGCCACAGUUUGACUGGUUGGUGAUCAAAGAUGAAGGCCUGUCUGAGCCACAAACAUUUGGAACAUUCUCAGGAAAAGAUGUUCCAUCACAGAUCGCCUCGAAUGGACACAUCAUGAGACUGGAAUUUCAAUCUGAUCAUUCUAAUACUGGAAAAGGCUUCAAUAUCAGCUAUACCACAUUUGGUCAGAAUGAAUGCCAUGACCCAGGAGUUCCUGUCAAUGGUCAAAGGUAUGGUGACCAGUUUCAGCUUGGAAGCUCCGUGGCUUUUCACUGUGAUCAAGGAUUCAUUAGGACACAGGGGUCUGAUCAGGUCACUUGCAUCAUCCAGGAGGGAAACGUUGUUUGGUCUGCGGCUGUGCCUCGCUGUGAAGCUCCAUGUGGAGGCCAUCUUACAGCCCCUACUGGUGUUCUGCUGUCUCCUGGUUGGCCCUCCUUUUAUAAAGACUCUCUGAACUGCCAGUGGGUAAUUGAAGCACAACAAGACCAUGCUGUGAAGAUACACUUUGACAGGUUCCAGACUGAGGUCAACUAUGACACACUGGAAAUCAGAGAUGGCCCCUCAGCCUCCUCUCCCCUCAUCGGUGAAUACCACGGCACCCAAGCACCUCAUUUCCUGAUUUCCACAUCCAACGUCUUGUUCCUGUUGUUCACGACAGACAACAGCCGCUCUGCAGCAGGCUUUAGCAUCAGAUAUGAAAGUGUGAAAAUGGAGUCAGACUCUUGUCUUGAUCCUGGAAUCCCAGUCAAUGGUCGUCGCCAUGGCAGCAGCUUUUCCAUUGGCUCCCGUGUCUCAUUUGCAUGUGAUCUAGGAUACACACUGAGUGAUGAGGAGCCAAUUGUUUGCGAAGAGAAUCACCAGUGGAGUCACGCUCUUCCCAGUUGUGAUGCCCUUUGUGGAGGUUAUAUCUUUGGUAAAACGGGGACAAUUCUGUCUCCUGGCUUUCCUGACUUUUACCCCAAUUCUCUUAACUGCACUUGGACCAUAGAGGUGUCUCAUGGGAAAGGAGUCCAUCUGGUUUUCCACACUUUCCAUCUGGAGGAGAACCAUGACUACCUUUCCAUCACUGAGGACAGCAAUUUCCAGGUUCCAGUAGCUCGACUCACUGGCUCAGUGCUGCCACCUAGUGUCAAAGCAGGGCUCUAUGGGAACUUCAGCGCUCAGCUACGUUUCAUUUCGGAUUUUUCCAUGAGUUAUGAAGGCUUUAAUAUUACUUUCUCAGAGUACGACUUAGAGCCAUGUGAGGAUCCCGGUGUACCAGCGUACAGCAGGAGGAUGGGAUUCAGAUUUCGGGUUGGUGACUCGCUGGCCUUCACUUGUUUCAGUGGUUACCGACUUGAGGGAGACAGCAAGAUCACUUGUCUGGGAGGAGGCAGGCGAGUCUGGAGCAACAUAUUACCACGAUGUAUAGCGGAGUGUGGAGCCUCCUCACUAGGACCAGAAGGUGUUCUGCUCUCUCCUAACUUCCCUUCCAACUACGAUAACAACCACGAGUGCAUCUACCGCAUCACUACCGAAAAGGGCAAAGGAAUCAGGCUAAAAGCUGAGAGCUUCUUAUUGCAAGAUGGAGACUAUCUCAAGGUGUAUGAUGGAGAGAACACUUCAUCCCGUCUUCUUGGCAACUUUACAUAUGAUGGCAUGAUGGGUCAUGUCAUCAAUAGUACAUCCAAUCGCUUGUGGCUGGAAUUCAACAGCAACACCUCUGGAACCAAUCAGGGCUUCCGCCUCACAUACACAAGUUUUGACUUGGUACGCUGCGAGGAACCAGGUGUCCCUAGUUAUGGCUAUAAGAUCCAAGACGAUGGCCAUUACGCCAACACUUUAGUCCUGUACUCCUGCAACCCUGGAUACAGUCUCCAUGGCAGCAGUACACUGACCUGUCUUAGCGGGGACAGACGUGUCUGGGACAAACCACUUCCUUCCUGUCUUGCCGAGUGUGGAGGUCACAUAACCGGAGCAGUGUCAGGACGGAUUCUGUCUCCAGGAUAUCCUGCUCCAUAUGACAACAACCUCCACUGUACCUGGACUAUAGAGGCUGACACAGGCAAAACAAUCAGCCUCCACUUCAUAGUCUUUGACACUGAGAUUGGCCACGAUAUCCUGAGAGUUUGGGAUGGUCCAUCUGCACCAUCAGACGGGGGGAUCCUAUUGAAAGAAUGGUCAGGCCCAGCCUUACCUGAAGAUAUCCACUCAACAUUCAACACACUCACACUGCAGUUUGAUUCUGAUUAUUUCAUCAGCAAGCAAGGAUUUUCAAUACAAUUUUCCACCACUACAGCAACAACAUGCAAUGACCCAGGCAUCCCUGUAAAUGGUUCUCGAUAUGGGGACAGUAAGGAGCCUGGUGACAGUAUGACAUUCCAGUGUGAUCCAGGCUAUCAGCUGCAAGGCCUAGACACCAUCACAUGUGUACAGAUGGAUAACAGAUUUUACUGGCAACCUGACCCUCCAACCUGUGCCGCAACAUGUGGGGGUAACGUCAGCGGUCCUUCUGGAGUAAUUCUGUCUCCCAACUAUCCCCAACCUUACCCCCCUGGGAAAGACUGCGAUUGGAGAAUAAGAGUCAACCCUGACUUUGUUAUUGCUCUCAUCUUUAAAAGUUUCAACAUGGAGCCAAGUUACGACUUCCUGCACAUCUAUGAGGGUGAAGACUCUAAUGGGCCGUUACUAGCAAGUCUCCAAGGCAACCAUGCCCCAGAGCGAAUAGAGAGCAGUAGUAACAGUCUCUUCCUGGCAUUCAGAUCUGAUGCCUCACUGGGCAUGUCUGGGUUUGCCAUCGAAUUUAGAGAAAAACCAAGAGAGGCCUGUUUUGACCCUGGUAACAUUAUGAAUGCCAGUCGGUCAGGAUAUGACUAUAAACUGGGAUCUCAGGUCUCCUACAACUGUCACCAUGGCUACACAACAGUGGGCGGAGAUACCAUCACCUGUGUCAUGGGGAAUGAUGGGAAGCCGGUAUGGGACAAGGCUCUGCCUUCAUGUAAAGCUCCAUGCGGAGGACAGUAUGGUGGAUCUGAAGGAGUAGUUUUGUCUCCAAACUAUCCUCUAAACUACACUACAAGACAGACUUGCUCCUACUACAUCACUGUGUCCACACAGUUUGUGGUGUUUGGUCAGUUUGCUGUUUUCCAGACAGCAAUGAAUGACUCAGUGGAGCUGUUUGAUGGAGCCAAUGAGAAUGCUCGAUUGCUCAGCUCCUUGGCUGGGUCACAUUCAGGAGAGACAUUGCCAUUGGCAACUUCCAAUCAGAUCAUGCUGCGGUUCAAUGCUAAGAGUGGCCAGUCAGCUAGAGGUUUUCACUUCGUCUACCAAGCUGUGCCUCGCACAAGUGACAGUCAGUGCAGUUCAGUGCCAGAGCCUCGGUAUGGCAGGAGAAUUGGUUCAGAGUUCUCAGCUGGCUCUGUGGUUCGGUUCGAAUGCAGUCCAGGGUAUCUACUGAAAGGAUCCAGUGCUAUCUGGUGCCAGGCCGUGCCAGGUGCUCUUGCACAGUGGAAUGCAACAACACCAAGCUGUAUAGUUCCCUGCAGUGGCAAUUUGACUGAACGUCGCGGUACAAUACUGUCUCCUGGCUAUCCUGAACCCUACCCAAACAGUCUUAACUGUCUGUGGAGGAUCCAUGUCAGUGAAGGGGCUGGGAUACAGAUCCAAGUGAUGACAUUUGCUACUGAGCACAACUGGGACUCUCUGGAGAUCUACGAUGGAGGAGACAUGACAGCUCCCAAAUUAGGGUCAUUUUCUGGAACCACUGCUCCCGCCCUCCUCAACUCAACGUCCAAUCAACUCCUUCUGCACUUUCAGAGUGACAUCAGUGUUGUGGCUGCAGGUUUUCACCUAGAAUACAAAACUGUUGGUCUUACCACUUGUCCAGAACCAAUGAUCCCAGCCAAUGGCAUCAAAGCAGGAGACAGAUAUAUGGUCAAUGAGGUGGUGGCAUUCACCUGUGAACCUGGGUACACAUUACAGGGCCACUCUCACAUUUCAUGCAUGCCUGGGACUGUGCGUCGAUGGAACUACCCACCUCCUCUUUGCAUAGCUCGUUGCGGCGGGAUCUUGUCUGAGAUGAGUGGUGUCAUCCUCAGUCCAGGUUUCCCUGGCAACUACCCUGGCAACCUGGACUGCACCUGGCAAAUCACCCUGCCAACUGGUUAUGGAGCCCAUAUUCAGUUCCAAAACUUCUCUUCUGAAGACAACCAUGACUUUCUAGAGGUCAGGGCUGGACCACAGCACAGUUCUGCUCUUAUUGGACAGUUUACUGGCUCGCAGAUCCCACUUCCUUUGCUGAGCACUACCCACCUGACGAUCAUCCACUUCUACAGUGACCACUCAGAAAACAGGCCAGGGUUCAAACUGACAUAUCAGGCCUAUCAACUUCAAAACUGUCAGGACCUCUUUCCCUUCCCCAAUGGUGACAUCAUCAACAGUGACUACAGCGCUGGGCAAUCAGUAACUUUUCAGUGCUACCCUGGCUAUGUUUUGAUCGGACAUCCAGUACUAACAUGCCUGCACGGGACCAACCGGAAGUGGAACCAUCCAUUUCCACGCUGUGAGGCUCCUUGCGGCUAUAAUGUCACGGCUGAAAACGGGACAAUCUAUUCACCUCAGUACCCAACUGAAUACCCCAACUCCCAAGACUGCAGCUGGAUCAUCACUGUUCCUCAUGGACAUGGAGUUUAUAUCAACUUUACCUUAUUGCAGACAGAGCCUGUUACUGAUUACAUCGCUGUCUGGGAUGGCCCAGAUACGUCUAGUCCUCAACUGGGAGUCUUCAGUGGCAACACGGCCUUAGAGUCGGCCUACAGUACCAGCCCAAAGGUCCUGAUCCGUUUUCAUUCUGACUUUUCAACUGGAGGGUUCUUCAUUCUCAACUUCCAUGCCUACCGUCUGAAGAAAUGCCCUGCUCCCCCUGUUGUGGAGAAUGCAGCCAUGAUCUUUGAAGACGAAGACUUCCGGAUAGGUGACAUUGUGAAGUACCGCUGUUUACCUGGAUACACACUGGUCGGAAAGGCAGAGCUGAUGUGUAAACUAAAUUCCCAUUUGCUUUUUGAAGCCCCGGCCCCAACAUGUCAAGCACAGUGCCCAGCCAAUGAAGAGCGGUCUUCGUCAUCAGGAGUGAUUCUAAGCCCCGGGUUUCCUAGCAACUACCCAAACAGCCAGACAUGCUCCUGGCUGCUUCAUAUGGUUCCAGGUUACACCAUCAAUAUUUAUGUAGAGAUGUUCCACAGCGAAAAACAGUUUGAUGAACUGGAGAUUUUUGAUGGAUCCUCAGGGCAGAGCCCUUUGCUUGUUGCUCUCAGUGGUAACCACUCAUCUCAGCUAAACUUCACAUCUAAAACAAACCAGCUCUACUUACGAUGGUCCACUGACCAUGCAACCAACAAGAGAGGAUUUAAGAUACGAUACUCAGCUGCCUACUGCAGCAUCAACGAUCCUCCAGUAAAUGGUGGCGUGGUCAACCAAACCAAACUCCGUCCAGGUAGCAGACUUCAGUUCUAUUGUAACCGUGGGUACCGUAUGAUAGGCUCAAGCAAUGCCACUUGCAGGCUCCACCCCAAUGGGCUUUUCCAGUGGGAUACACCACCACCUUUUUGUCAAGCUCUCUCAUGUGGAAUCCCUCAGUCGCCGGGCAAUGGCAGCUUCCAUGCUAACCAGUACACCGUUGGUAGUCAGGUCACCUACCAUUGUAACUAUGGUUUCCACCUUGAUCCUGGUGCUCAAAUGACUGCUGUGUGUUUGGAGGAUGGCCGCUGGAGUAACGCUGCCUCCGCCCCCAGAUGCCUACCCAUCCACUGCCCCAGCAUUGAGGGCACCUUGUCAGAUCAUAUGACCUUCCGCCUGCUCUCUGGUAGGUUGGGAGAGUUUGGUUCUAUGGUGAUGCUGGAAUGCUCAACAGGGUACUAUUUAGGCAUGGGGCAUCGGACUCUUCGCUGCCUUGCCAACGGAACCUGGGAGGGGACGGAUGACCUAGCUACAUGCAAAAUCAUCUCAUGUGGAGAGCUUCCUUCUCCACCCUUUGGUACCAAACUGGGGACGUUGACCACAUUUGGAGCAACUGCAAUCUUUGUGUGUAACCAUGGUUACACACUGGUGGGGUCACAUGUCAGAGAAUGCGGUGCUAACGGGCUGUGGAGUGGUACAGAGACCAGGUGUCUAGCUGGUCACUGUGACUCUCCAGAUCCUAUAGUCAAUGGGCACAUUAGUGGAGAUGGCUCUAGUUACCGGGACACAGUGGUGUACCAGUGCAUGUUAGGAUAUCGCCUGAUCGGCACAUCCGUCAGGAUCUGUCAGCAAGACCAUCGGUGGUCUGGAACAACACCUGUUUGCGUCCCUAUCACUUGUGGUCACCCUGGCAACCCAGGCAACGGGCGGACUAAUGGCAGCGAGUUCAACCUCAAUGAUGUUGUCAACUUCACCUGUAACAGAGGUUACAUCCUCUGUGGAAAUGCUCGAGCCCAGUGCCGACUCAACGGACAGUGGAGCAGCCCCCUUCCCGUCUGCAAAGUGGUAAACUGUUCUGACCCCGGUCAUGUGGAGAAUGGUGUGCGCCAGUCUGGCCAACGUUACCCAGAAGUCUUCAGCUAUGGUGUAACUGUGGCAAUCCACUGUAAACGUGGCUUCUACCUCCUUGGCUCUGCGCUCCUCACAUGCCAGCAUGAUGGACGGGCGGACCGACCAAUCCCUCGCUGCCUAGCUAUUUCCUGCGGUGACCCGGGUGUACCCCCUAAUGCAGUAUUAUCUGGAACCAACAGUUGGACAUACGGUUCAGUACUGCAGUACUCAUGUCUGCCUAGAGGGGUGCUGGUGGGCAAUGCUACCCGCCACUGUCAGGAGGAUGGCACAUGGAGUGGACCGCCACCAUACUGCACUGGUGUUACUCCAGGAAUCUGUGGAGACCCAGGGAUCCCUCCCCACGGUGCCCGUCUGGGCGGGGAAGAAUUUAAAACCAAGAGCCUGCUGCGUUUCAGCUGCGAGGCGGGAUAUAAUCUGAUUGGCUCAGCCGAAAGGACCUGCCUUCACAACAGCACCUGGAGCGGCACACAGCCGGUCUGUCAAGCUGUAUCGUGUGGUAACCCCGGCACCCCAGCACACAGCAGAAUUGUCUUCAGUGAUGGCAUCACCUUUGGCAGCUCAGUUGCUUAUGCAUGCUGGGACGGCUUCAAAACAUCAGGCCUGACCACCAGACACUGCACAACAAAUGGGACAUGGACAGGACAACCCCCAGACUGCACUGUGAUCAGUUGCGGAGAUCCUGGCCCAGUAGCCAAUGGGAUUUAUCUAGGAAGUGAGUUUGCCUUUAACCACACGGUGACAUACCGCUGUAACCCUGGUCACCUGAUGGAACCCCCUGGACACAGUGUUCUGCGCUGCACUAAAGAUGGGACUUGGAACCAAACCAAGCCCAGCUGUAAAGUGAUCCAGUGUGGAACUCCUCCUCAAGUACACCAUGGAAAAGUGGAAGGAACCGACCAUUCAUGGGGCUCGAGUGUCAGCUACAGUUGUUUCCAUGGUUACCAUUUGUCCACUCCUGCUGUGUUAACCUGUGAGGGGAACGGGACGUGGACCGGAGACGUACCACAGUGUUUGCCUGUCUUGUGUGGCGAUCCUGGCUCUCCUGGAGGUGGAUUCAGAGAGGGGAACAUAUUCUCUUACAGGUCGGAAGUCAGGUUCUACUGCCAUACCCCAUACCUGCUAGUAGGAUCUGCCUCCAGAGUCUGUCAAGCUGAUGGAAUUUGGAGUGGCAAACAACCAGCCUGUAUAGAUCCAGCCUUCAACAACUGUCGUGACCCAGGAACUCCAGCCUAUGGUAUCCCAGUCAUGGGCCAGGGCUUUCAAGUUGGCAGUAAGAUUUCCUUCAAGUGUCGCAAGAACUAUCACAUCAUUGGCUCCACUACAAGAACGUGCCUAGAAAACCUAACCUGGAGUGGAACUCAACCUGAGUGCAUUGCCCAUUCAUGCAGACAGCCAGAUACCCCCAGUAAUGUAGAUGUUAGAUCUAUGGACCUGCCUACCUUGGGAUAUACGCUGAUCUACACCUGUCAAGAUGGUUUCUAUCUGGCUGGGGGAUCAGAGCACAGAACCUGCAAAAGUGAUGCGAGAUGGUCGGGCAAACCCCCGCUCUGUAAAGUUGGAGUGAAAGUCAAUCCCAAAGGCAGAGGAGAGUCGGAUGUCCAGAAGAACAAGAUUCGAGUUCCAGUGGAUGUGUUCUCUCCUAACUCUGAGUGGAGCGGUUUUUACGAGUAUCUAGGAAAAAGACAAGCCACCACAUUUACAGUGACUGGGUUCAACGCUACCAGCGGCAGAGUCAACGUCACAUUACUGGAAACCAGCGGAGUGUCAAUCAGACUGUCAGGUACCUACAAGUCAGAGGAAAACCAGCUGUUGUUGAAGGUCUACCAGGUAAAGGGGCCGACGGAGCAUUACUACAGCAAAUUUAAAAAUGACAACUGGGCUGUGGAUGGAUACGUUACUGCAGAAUCCGACCAGAAAACUUUUGUCUACCAGGGGCACAUCCACAGUAAAGACUUUGGCAAGUUCCAUCUGACAAGGCAAGGCCCUGUAACUAUGGCAAUGGACCCAUCCAACCCCUACACAAACAGCAGCUCUGUGGCAGCAGCCAUCUUAGUUCCUUUCUUUGCCCUCAUCCUGUCUGGAUUUGCCUUCUACCUCUACAAGCACAGGACAUUGUCUGCUGACACAGAUGACAAUGAGAGACCAAAAGACACCUGGGGGCCUGGCGGCAGGACGCGUCCCAAGGUCCAGUUCAAUGGCUAUGUUGGCCAUGAGAGCUCCAAUGGUCAGGCAUCAUUUGAAAACCCAAUGUAUGACACCAACAUGAAACCCACAGAGGCUAAGGCAGUUCGAUUCGAUACCACACUCAAUACAGUCUGCACUGUGGUAUAGUCUUACAAACGUGCCACUACCUACACAGUGGUUUAGUCCAACCUCCCUGUUGCAGUCCGCAGUGUGGCUUAACCAAACAGAGAAGAAACAAGAAAACUAAUGAUUUGGACUUGUCACCGUCAGCAGUCUGUGUUGUAGCAUGCUGGUCCUCUGUCAGCAUAUUCUGCAGAGUUAUGCAGCUCUGCUUCACCUCCUACCUGAACAACUGUAUCAUCCACUUCUCCCUACAGUCCAAAAGAACAAAAUAAGUUUGAACCAGUACACAAGGGAGAAGGCAAUGGCGUCUUCAAAUGUGUUAUUUAGGAGAUCAAUUCUGGGACCAGAAUUCUUCUUAAGCACUGUUGCUCUUCAGACACCAAUGAAAAACACAAAAAAUAUGGUAUGUAUGACUAAUUGAACUUCCUUCAAAAGCAACAACCUCAUGCAACAGUGCUCGUCCUGUGUAAGUUGACAAAACCUCCUUAUGGAAAGGGCCAGAGUAACAUGGCCCUCGAAUACUCUCCGUGCAACCUGAAUGGCGGUUAACCCAACCUAACCCCACACUCCAUGCCAAGUUUGCACAGUGGUAAUAGGCUAACUCUUAAUUUACUAACUCCCCUGAUGCAGGCCACACAUGGGUGUGACCAUUGCAAGGUUAUACCCUCAGGGGGAAGCACAUACACUAUUCCACCCUUUAGCCCCCUCCACACAUUGAACAGUGAUUGGAUGGUUCCUAUAUGGGAACACAAAAUUCAUCAUUGGUGCUGGACCAAUAACCUCCCACUGGACUUAACUCUGGACUUGACAGGACUGGACUCUCUGACCUACAGUAUUUACAGUUUACAGAGUCUGUUUUGGUGGAAGCUGAUAUCAAUAGUACAGACUGCUGUAAAGUUGACAACCAAAUGCAGUCAAUACAGUGACAAGUUCAACCAGACCAAUUCCUUUAAAGAAAAUGAUAUUCUCAUCCAGUACUGGAUACUAUUAGAUUAGUACUAGGAGAGGUUGACAAGCCAAGGUCAGCUAACAGCUGCAGAUAUGUUUAAAAGGUUUGUUUUAGCCUCCUUGGAGAACUGAAUGGGCUAGGUUUAAUAUAUCAGGACAAUCACAGAGUUAGGUAAGUUAAGGUGUCAGUCAUUCCUGUGAUUGUCUUUACCUUCUGCCACUUAAUGUAUUGCCUAUUAUGACAAUGUCUACCUACAUUAUUUGGCAACUAAUUUAGGCUAAAACAUACCAGAUUUUAAUACGAGAACCUGUGAACUAGUUCUAGAUGAGUUUUGGACAUUUUCAAAUAUUCUAGAAAGGUACUAUACAUCUAAAUCAGUCCUAUAUACAAUAUUCCACACACUAGCACUAGAUAGACUGUGCUGAAGCAGAAAACAAGACUUUUGAGUUGCCGGGCUGGUGUACACAAUGGACUGGUUUCCAGAGGCCUGUCUAACACAAUCAAAGAGUCAGACAACUAAUUCUUGUUCUUGGACUAGCCAGGAUUAUGUGCUUGGUGGCUGAAGAAGUGGAAGCCUGGAGGCAGUAAGCUGUCAAGAUCGUCAACUGCUGCAAUCAGCUGUGGCCAAAUCCAGGAAAUGAUUUGUCUUCUCGUAACUCCGGUCGGGAUUAUCAGUCAAGUGAAGACUGAUUUGUUUUCUACAGCAUACCCUCCAGCCACAAAAUCAGACAUAGGUUAACAAAUUAACAGACAGAUUGGUUGACUGGCAGAAAUAAGACAGAUGGACACGGACAAACGGACAGAUAGACACCUCUGUCAGUCAUGCUGGAAAACAGGCCGCUAUGGAAACAGAGGCAAAUAGUUGUCUCUGUUUGUCUCUUCUGGCAUUUUUCUUCAGUGAAGAUAUUGAUGAACAGACUCUAUGUUCAAAUACCCAGUGGCCCCAUGGGACUUCCCAAACCACUGUUGCUGGGGACCCCAAAAUAUAAACUUUAUAUAAACUCCUAAACCGCACAAAUUUUGCACUAGUGUGUUUUUUCUGACUGGGUUAUGAAAAAAUGAAUAAUUUUUGGGUCUGAAAUGGAUUUGAAAAAUAAGUGAUUCAAAAGAGAUGAUUUUAUUCAAAAACUUUUAUCUUUAAAAAGAUGGCAAAAUGACAAAAUACAGGGUUUCAGCGUGUUUGUAAAUACACAUUUAUAUUUCACACUCCCUGUUCGCAGAAGGUGUGACCACAUGCUAUACCGUUGUUUAUUUUGUUGCCAUGCCAACAUGCUAGUCAAUCCGAAUUACCCAUUGACCUCUGAGCUUCUAGUGUCACUUAAUGACAAUUUAUUCGCCAUUUGUAGAACAGUGGGUGUUUCUGAGAGCUCAUACUGAAUACUGUUACUGCUGUAAUUUGUGGCAGAAAUAUACAGAAAGGGUCACAACCACAGCAAUACAGCACGAUGCUGCUAGUUUUAUUUGCAGGCAUUAUACUCCAUCUUUUUCUGAGAUACUGUACAGUACUCUUAAGGUAUGCUACAUAGUACUAAUACUAAUAGUAAUAAUAGUUAACAAACAGUGUGAGCUAUCAGAAACAACAUGUGACUGUUUCUCUAACUCUCUUUAAAAAGAUGUGUUGCAAGUGUCCCCAACUACUCACAUUAUCAUGCAUCAUCUUUCAACACAUUUAACAUAUCUGAUGCACAUGAGCUUAUUUCAACACACCUAUUUAAAGAGCUCACAGCAUAUUUGUGAUCUGUUCGAGAAUUGGUCAUGUAAGGCAGAGGACAAAGAGAUAGAGUAUGUAGACAACAUGCACAAUUAUUGUUGUCGACAGUUGUGCCCAGAGCCCCUUGUUUGAGAAAUACCUCGUGUGCAGAGAGUGUAAGUUACAUCCUGCUUAUUAAUGCUGGAACCUCAUUGCAACAAAUACAUAAGCUUAGCAAGUGCGACUUAGCACUCAGCAUUUCUGGACAUUUUAAGUCAAAAUAUCAUGAGUCUACAGGAUUCAAAAAAUGCAUUAGUUUCAAAUCACUUGCCAAGCUUGUUAUUUCUCGCAGUGUUCUCUCAAAAUAAUUUUAUUUUUCGAAAGAUGCUGCAGUUGGUUGAAAUCACAGAUGUUACUGCUUUGAGUGUGUGUCUUACAGUGUCUUCAGGCCUGUUUCUUGUUUGUUUCACUUUCCGUGCACACCAUUCUGGCAUUACACUUAAGGCAUUUGCUUUAACCUGCAUGACAUACAUGUUCAUUUCAUUCAUUUUUAUUCGUUCAACCUUAAUUUGUCAUACUGUCUUACCCACAAACAAUAAAUAACAAAUACAUUAUUCACACUAUUGAUAACAAAUAGUGAGUAAAAUGUAUGACAUGUCAGACGAUGAAAACGUACAACUCAUACAAUGAAACACAAGGUCUAGUACAGCGUUAUAUUUCAGGCGAAAACUCAAUUCACUGAAAUCAGUUACCUCAAAUACUGAAAAGAAAAACAUUUGGUCAUGAGAAGGUUGUCACAAUCAUCUAUUUUAAAUUGUCAGCUCAUUUAAUUGAAAAUGGAUCUACUCCAGACCUGGAUGUUGCAAAUGAAAUGUCCUGAAACAAUUGGUGAUUGUGUUUGGAAGCAUGACUACGGUAUAUUGCUGGUAUUAUAAUAUCUAUUGUUAGCCUAUCAUCCACAGUCUCAGGCUCAUGGUCAUGGUCAGACAGCCAGAAAGACAUAUGGCAGAUAUGAGGAUUGUGUACGCACUAUAAUUCUAGUUUAAGAAGGCAACAAGACAGAAAGACACAUUCAAAGUCUUCUCACAGAAAUGAACAAGACAUCUGUAAACAACAGUAGACAGUCUGCUUACAAGAUAGUGAGCCUCCUCUCUUUUUAUUGCUGGAGUGAACCCCAUGCUUCUAUUUUAAUUGAUUAAAUUAAUUCAGUGGAGAUUUCCUAUGGCGCCAAGAGAGCAUAAUCGAGCCUGAAAAUUAGAGGCUGCAAGGUUUCCAAAGGUGUAAUAAAAGGUCUAAUUUUUAACAAUUAAUGACACAGAUCUGAUCCCCUAGUGUGCCCAAACAAGAAAAUCUAGACUCACUGUUGUCCCAGUUUAUCCUAGCAUGAAAGAUCAGAAUGGCAGUACAAGGGUUAGAUUUCAGAUUGUUUAGUGUGUGGGGAAAUGCAAAAGUGGCACACAUACCAUACAGUCUCAAGCUUAUAGCAGAAAUCUUAAGUUAUUACAAUAUUUCUGUAAUAUUCUCCUUGAUUCUAAUAUAUACAUGCUGACUUCAAUUUAGACUAAAGAUAUGCUGAGACAUGGUGGAGGUGCAACCAAAGUUAAAGUGAACCCAGGCCUUUUUUUUCAAUAUAUUAAAGGAUCUGUUUCAAAAAAAUAAGUCUUUGACAGGGAUCUCCAUCAUGUCUGUUUUUUACUCAAAAAGGAGACAAAUGUUGAGUUGAUAAUUAGAUAAUUAAUUUGCAUGACUAUUUAAUUAAAAUUAAAGGUGCAAUACUGACAGCGAGUGGUUAAAAUAGUUACUGCAGUACAAAUUCAAAAUACUGGAGAGUCGUCUCCACCGCCCCUUCCUCCCCAGACUCGAAGUUCGCAGCAGCCACAACAAUUUGCUAGAUGCUUGUCUCAGAUACAUUACUUCACAGCACAGCGGAGUAGCUAACGUUAGAUGCGGGCAAUAUGACAGUCAUAAAAGCUUGUGCUGACGCGGAGCUAUGUUCCCAAAUAACAGAAACACUUCCUUGGCUUAGAACUACAGUAGGAACCGCUAAAAAUUCCACAACCUCGCUGUCCUUUUCCACCAGACUGAAAUACACACUUUAUUGGCUUAGAAUUACGGCAACAAUUGCUAAACGCGCUGCUGACUCACCGUCCUGUCUUCCCAGUUUACGGCUCACUCUUUUGGCUUAAAAUGACUCACCGCUGUCGGCGAGAGCCAUGGCCCGCUUGCCUUUUCCUCCGGUAACGUUAGCAAUUAGCAGGGUUAGCAUGGCGGCGUUAGCCAUGACCAGUCGGGAAUACUUUACUGGCUGUGUCUCAAUUGUUUUUGCGAGUAUGAGUACACAAAUGUUAAAAUCAUACAAAACGCCAGUCCCUAGUAGCCGGUUUAAAUUAACCUGAAGCUAAUGCUUACCUGUUCAGGAGGAAAUAAGCCAACUCAUCAUUCUCAUUCAUUUUCAUACUCGUUUUUAUAGGUAUAUCUGGCAACCUGGCCUGGCUGUCAAACUGGGCAGUAACAACACACAGGCCAAAACCCAAACAGAAAUUUCGUCACAGAACGAACGGAAAUCACAAAAGGAGAAAAUACUGGCAUUAGCAUUGGCGUCAGAAAAGAUAGUAUUUUAACUUGGCAUCUUCCUUAAUAUCUGAUGAUGCAUUGGGGUCAUUUUUAGAUUUAUUACACUAA
Molecule: messenger RNA, 15255 nt
Organism: Etheostoma spectabile (orangethroat darter)
Lineage: Eukaryota; Metazoa; Chordata; Actinopteri; Perciformes; Percidae
Gene: csmd1b
Product: CUB and sushi domain-containing protein 1
Exons: 70
Coding region: 146-9958 (3270 amino acids)
Source: RefSeq, a predicted model, not a curated record